Molecule: messenger RNA, 1583 nt
Organism: Terrapene triunguis (Three-toed box turtle)
Lineage: Eukaryota; Metazoa; Chordata; Testudines; Emydidae
Product: zinc finger protein 420-like
Exons: 2
Coding region: 356-1510 (384 amino acids)
Biological process (GO): regulation of transcription by RNA polymerase II
Cellular component (GO): nucleus
Molecular function (GO): DNA-binding transcription factor activity, RNA polymerase II-specific; RNA polymerase II transcription regulatory region sequence-specific DNA binding
Source: RefSeq, a predicted model, not a curated record
CGCCGCCGGGAGGGGCAGCGCUCCGGGGAACCAGCCGCCAGAGGGAGCGUGUUGGCCCGGGCGAGGCUAGGCUGUGCGGGCGGCUGGUGAACGGGUCACGGUGCUGCAGGGAGCGGGGGGACCGGCCCCGCAAGGCUCAUUCCCUGUCGGUGUCUGUCCCUUAGGUCGGGCGAUGUAGCCCGCCCCGUCCCUGGAGCCGCUGCCUGAUAACGGGGCUGAAGGGAGCUGUGCUGGAGGCAGGGAGGGCUGUGAUUGGAGUUGAGAACGAGAUGAGCCAAUCAUGAAGGACUAUAAGAACAUGGUGUUUUUACAUCCAAAGUAAGCCAUAUAUAAUCUCCAUAUAUGACACCACAGGAUGGACGAGGUGGACUGGGAGUCCGAUAAUGACACUUGUGACACAGGUGAGGAGCAUUCAGAUGACUCCAGUCAUUCCUCUGAGCGGGUGGGUCGCAAAUCUAGCCUCCAGCUGGAGGUAGACUUAGACUACUCUCAACCAUGCAGUCCUGGUUGUAGCCCUGCUGGACCUUCAGGUAGGCAAGAACUCCCUGUAGAAUUGCAGUGUGAAGAUGAGGAAACCUAUGAGACCUACUACCAGAAGCGAGGCAAGACUACAGCUGGGGUUUUUGUCACCUCCAACACCAACUUUGACCUGCAAUGUGAAGAUGAGGAUCUGGAGUUCUACUCUUCUGAGGAACCUCAGGGAGGAUUAAGUGAGGAUGAUGAAAAGAUCAUUCUUGUUGAUGCUUUUGAUGAGGACCUCGAGUCCAUCACUGGAGAGGCUUUGUCUUAUAGGUGCAAGAAGUGUGGUGCCUCUUUCCAGGAUCUGGGUGAAUUACAAGAACACAAACAGAUCCAUCUGACAGAGCAUUCGUACCAAUGCCCCAUCUGCGGCAAAGAGUUCUUCCGUGCUGCGAACUUGCGAAUGCACAAGCUCAUUCAUUCAAGUGACAGACCACACAAGUGUCCAGAGUGUGACAAGGGGUUCAUCCGCACGGCUGAUGUCUGGAGGCACCUACGCAACGUGCACAAGAUUGAGCGCUCCAAGGUAGUUUUGGGAAAUGGCAUGGUUAGGAACCCAUGGUCAACAUUACAUCAAAACAAGCAUGGCAGUGGGGACACUAACCAGCAGUGUUCAGAAAAUCAAAAGCCUGGGGAAGAAGAGUCUAAACCUUACAUCUGUCCAAUGUGUGGCAAAGGUUUCCGUAAACCUAAUCUGCUGUCGAAACACAAGGUGAUCCAUCGACAGGACAAACCAUAUAAAUGUCAAGAAUGUGGUAUGGCCUUUGUCCAACUACUGAGGUUGAAAAGGCACCAACAGACUCACUCUGGAGAGCGCCCUUUUUAUUGUGAGGAGUGUGGAGGCACCUUCACACGACUGGCAUCACUACAGCGCCAUCAGCGGAUCCAUACUGGAGAAAAACCCUACUCUUGCGCUUACUGUGGUCAUUCCUUCACAGAGUCAGGCACUCUAAGGAGGCAUGAGCGCACACAUAAAGUGGACAAAUCUUAGUGUUUAGGGCUCUAUGAUUGUGGUCACUAUUUUUUGCCGGUUACUACUGUUCAGUUAUGCUAGAGAAACUGCU